AUGUUCGCCGACAUACAAAAGACUCCAACAUCAGAUGAAAAUAUUCAGCAUAGAAUGGAAGUACUGAAAGAAAAUGUACACAAAUACAACAACCCUUUUUACUUACGAGCAUAUAACGUUCAAUCUUCGGAUGAACUCGGUGAAAAUAAAAGGUUAAAUUUCAAGAAAACAUAUAGAAAUGAAACAUUGUUUAAAGUUCAUUCAGAACCUAACCAAGAUGGAAACAAACCUACUUUUGUUUCUGCAGACUAUGGAACUACAAUGAGAUGGGGUCAUAAAGCUAAUCCUGAUAGGUGGUUCAUAAACUUACAACCACAAUUCCAAGAAGUUGUAGACGCAAUGGAAGUGAAUGGUGAACCAGAUAUAGCUGGUAUUUUCAGCGCGGCUUUAAUGCCAUUGAAAGAUAUGAAAGAUGCAGAUAUUUUGAACCAGUAUGAAAUGAACAUGGCUGAUGGAAAUAUAACACCUGACGUUCUAGAACAUUUAUCUCAAAGAACUACACAGAACCAUAGAGAUGGUAUAUUUGGUGAAGAGUUUAGAAAGAAAGUUAGGGAGACAGAAGGAAGAGAACCUAUUGUACAUGACCUUGCAAACGAAAGUUUGCAAAAUGUCAUAAAAACUUACUUUGCAGACAAUGAACCGAGAAGGGAUGAAUAUUUAAGAAAACUCAAAUGGACAGUACCAAAUGAAAUGUUAGUAUUGAAAAACAUGUUCCUUGACAAAAUAAAACCAACUACAGAAAUAAAUGACGCAAGACUGAAACGUUGGGUAAAAGCUUUCCCAUUCACAAAAGAUAUUAUUGGUAACAUGGAAAGAAAACCAGAAUGGCUACAAAAACAUAUAUUUGGAAACGAGCUUAUUCCAUAUGGACAAGCUCUGUUUGAAGAGCUUGAACCUGAAACUCAGGAAAGAGUCAUACAAACAAUACGCGAAGACUCAAAUACAAACUAUGACAAACUCUUUCUAGGAUAUAGGUUACCUGAGAUGGGCGACCAGAGCCCAAAGGCAAAAAGGACAUGGGAAAUUUACAACAUACUAGGUGAACAUGAGGCAAAGAUGCAACAACUUGAAGCAGAGGGCAAGUUACCAAAAGCGACACCAAAGAAGAAGAGAAGAGUAGAACAAAGUGAAAGUAGUGAAGAACAAAGUGAAAGUAGUGGCAAUGAAGGAAAAAGAAGAGUUAAAAACUCAGUCAGGAAGAAAGUAAAGCUUGGUCCACGUGGGUUCUAUUAUGACAUAUAA
Messenger RNA from Trichomonas vaginalis G3, 1242 nucleotides. RefSeq names its product protein of unknown function, DUF4106 family. The record is from RefSeq and is a predicted model, not a curated record. The transcript has a single exon. NCBI's taxonomy places the organism in Eukaryota, Parabasalia, Trichomonadida, Trichomonadidae. Bases 1 to 1242 code for a protein of 413 amino acids.